AUGACGGACUACUCACUCAACGACUGGAGCCAGCAGAACGGGACCUUCUCACCCGACCCAGCCUUCCAAUGGGACUUCACUGUCGUUCAAUCGCCAAAGACCAUGGCGACUCAUUACAACGAUCUUCUACAACGAGCAGCAGACUUCUACGCUACACUCGACACUUCUUACGAUAGUUUGUCCGCUGCGGGCUCUGAUGCUUCGUAUCGAUCGACGCCUGAACGGCGUGUAUCUUCCGUAUCCAGCGUAGUUACGCAAGUCAAGAGUUCAAUUCCCGACAAGCUUGAACGGAGGCGGGAGCAGAAUCGCUCUUCACAGCGAGCUUACCGCGAGCGCAAAGAGCGCCAUCAGAAGGAGCUCGAAGAACAGAUCAGUCAAUGGCAGCAGAAACACCAAAUCCUCUCACGCUCUUAUUCUCAACAGACCGAGGAAGUCGCGCGCCUCAAGGCCCAAAUUGAACAGCUGAACGUCGAAAUCUCCAACCUACAAGUCGCUAUUCCAACGCUUUGCGGGUCACUCUGCCAGUCUCCACAGGAAUUUGACCUGGUGCCGUUCUUCAACUCCGAAGCGUUGAGCCCGGUGUCCAGCCCACGCCUCUCACAGGCAACGCCCGCCACUCAGAGAUGA
Molecule: messenger RNA, 627 nt
Organism: Exophiala spinifera
Lineage: Eukaryota; Fungi; Ascomycota; Eurotiomycetes; Chaetothyriales; Herpotrichiellaceae
Exons: 3
Coding region: 1-627 (208 amino acids)
Cellular component (GO): RNA polymerase II transcription regulator complex
Molecular function (GO): transcription cis-regulatory region binding; DNA-binding transcription activator activity, RNA polymerase II-specific
Source: RefSeq, a predicted model, not a curated record